This is a messenger RNA of Malassezia vespertilionis, 768 nucleotides long. It is a transcript of the gene ctr4, whose product is annotated as copper transporter complex subunit Ctr4. Gene Ontology annotation, cellular component: membrane. Bases 1 to 768 code for a protein of 255 amino acids. The record is from RefSeq and is a predicted model, not a curated record. Lineage: Eukaryota; Fungi; Basidiomycota; Malasseziomycetes; Malasseziales; Malasseziaceae. Gene Ontology annotation, molecular function: copper ion transmembrane transporter activity. Gene Ontology annotation, biological process: copper ion transmembrane transport. The transcript has a single exon.
AUGAAUCACGAUAUGAGUGGCAUGGGCGGCAUGGGCGGCAUGGGCGGCAGCGGCAUGGACGGCGACAAAAAGCCCGGCUGCAAGAUGAACAUGGAAAUGCUGUUCAACUGGGAUGUCAUGAACACAUGUUUUCUGACUCCUUCUUGGCAUAUUACCGACUCUGGCAAGUUUGGCGGCACCUGUGUGGGUAUCUUUUUCUGGGUGAUGCUCACGGAGAUGAUCCGUCGCUUUGCGCGUGAGUACGACCGGUACAUUGUCGCAUCUGCUACGACAAGGCUCGCGCAGCAGCUGGACGGGAACCCUAGUAUAGUUGACAGCUAUGUCAACCAAAGUCGGUCUUUGGAAAAAGAUGCUGUACCAAUCUCUUCGCAGAGCGGGCCAAAUGAGCGCGGUCUGCUUCGCGGCAUCGAUCCUUGGCCGAUUCGUCUCCGUCCCACCCUGCUCCAGCAGAUCAUUCGUUCCUUGUUGUAUGGCGUCCAAUUCACAAGCGCGUACUUGAUAAUGAUGAUUGCAAUGUCGUUCAAUGCGUACGUCUUUAUAUGUAUCAUGCUCGGUGCCUUCUUUGGCUACUUGCUCUCUUCCUGGGACACGCUCGGCACUUUUUCCCUCAAUUCUAGCGCAGAGAGCACGGCGCCGUGCCACCCUGGCGGCCCUUCCGCUGCGCCCAUAAUCAACAUACGGAGCGCCUACAGCACAGGCGCCGCGCCGCGCGUCAACCUCGAGCAGAAGUUGCCGCUCACGCAGGAUAUACACGUUGUAGAAUCCUAG